Molecule: messenger RNA, 708 nt
Organism: Acanthosepion pharaonis
Lineage: Eukaryota; Metazoa; Mollusca; Cephalopoda; Sepiida; Sepiidae
Source: the annotation of a GenBank genome assembly
AUGAUGGCUUUGGAACAUUUAACAAGAUUAACUUUGAGCCACAAUAAGCUGACAGAAAUCCCUCAAGACAUUGUGCUUUUGGUUAAUCUUGAAAAACUGAAUCUAUUUAAUAAUCAUAUUGAGACCUUACCAAGUAACCUCUGUGACUUUACCAAGCUGAAAACACUAAAUCUAGCGAUCAACCGCCUGAAAGCACUUCCACGAGGUUUUGGUGCCUUUCCCGUCCUUGAAGUUCUUGAUCUUACUUACAACAAUCUCAAUGAGUCCAGUUUACCUGGAAAUUUUUUCUGUUUAGAAACCCUUCGUGCCUUAUAUCUUGGAGAUAAUGAUUUUACUACUUUCCCAGCUGAAGUAGGCAAACUUCAGAACCUGCAAGUUCUUUGUUUAAGAGAUAAUGAUCUGAUCCGUCUUCCAAAAGAGAUUGGAGGUAUACAACGGUUAAGAGAACUACACAUUCAAGGAAACAGGCUUUCAAUUUUGCCACCAGAACUUGGACAACUUGAUUUGUGUGGAACAAAACAACUUUUUAAAGCAGAGAACAAUCCUUGGGUGACAAUGAUUGAGGAUCAAAUGAAAAUUGGACCAUCUCAUGUAUUUGAAUACAUUCGAACAAAUACUUAUAAGUUUUUGUAUGAACGUUACACAGAAGCUGAGCCAGAACCAGCACUGAGGAAAACUGAACGUGCUAAGAGAUUUGGAAAAAAAUAA